This is a messenger RNA of Callorhinus ursinus (northern fur seal), 2827 nucleotides long. Lineage: Eukaryota; Metazoa; Chordata; Mammalia; Carnivora; Otariidae. The record is from RefSeq and is a predicted model, not a curated record.
CUCAAAAGGAAGAUCCCAAAAGAAGAAUCAAAGUGCACUCAUCUGGUUUCAGGACAAUGGUGCAGCCUGAGAGGAGAGAAGUGAUUUGGGAAAGAACCAUUUUUUUAUCACUUAAAUCAUUCUUCUGCCAAAGCCCAAAGAGGCUAGGCUCUUCAGACAGGGUCUGCAUCUUGUCCUUGGGGUCCAUGGAAAACAUGUCCACAACUAAGGCCUGGAACAGCUCUUCAGUGUCCAUGUUCAUCCUCCUGGGAUUUGCAGACCAUCCAGAACUCCAGACUCUUCUCUUUGUGACCUUCCUGGGUAUCUAUCUCGUGACGCUGGCCUGGAACCUGGCCCUCAUCUUUCUGAUCAGAAGUGACCCCCGUCUGCACACACCCAUGUACUUCUUCCUCAGCAACUUGUCCUUCAUUGACAUCUGCUACUCUUCUACAGUGGCCCCCAAGAUGCUCACUGAUUUCUUCCAGGAGCAAAAGACCAUAUCGUUCUUGGGCUGUGCUGCUCAGUUUUUUUUCUUUGUCUGCAUGGGUCUCACUGAGUGCUUUCUCCUGACUGCCAUGGCAUACGACCGAUACACAGCCAUCUCCAAUCCCCUGCUCUACACUGCCAUCAUGUCCCAGGGCCUCUGUACACGCAUGGUGCUUGGGGCAUAUGUCGGUGGCUUCCUGAGCUCCCUGAUCCAGGCCAGCUCCAUAUUUCGGCUCCACUUCUGCGGACCCAACAUCAUCAACCAUUUCUUCUGUGACCUCCCACCAGUCCUGGCACUCUCUUGCUCUGACAGCUUCCCUAGUCAAGUGGUGAAUUUUCUCCUGGUGGUCACUGUGGGGGGAACAUCAUUCCUCAUCCUCCUCAUCUCCUACAGUUACAUAGGAGCUGCUGUCUUGAAGAUCCGCUCAGUGGAAGGCCGAAGGAAAGCCUUCAACACAUGUGCCUCGCACCUGAUGGUGGUGACUCUGUUGUUUGGGACGGCCCUUUUCAUGUACCUGCGACCCAGCUCCAGCUAUUCACUUGGCAGGGACAAGGUGGUGUCUGUGUUCUAUUCGCUGGUGAUCCCCAUGCUGAACCCUCCCAUUUACAGUUUGAGGAACAGAGAGAUCAAAGAUGCCCUGUGGAAAGUGUUGAAGAAGAAGAAAGUGUUUUUCCUAGGUCAUGAUUGAAAAUAUAUGUCUCCAAACUGAUAGAGAAAAAUGAUCUCUGGCAUCUACCUUCACUUCUGGCAUUGAUGAGGGAGACAUCUUGUGUGCAUGGCCAUUUAUCUGCUGACCCCACCAUGGAUAGUCAAAAGGGGGAAGAGAUUACUUCAGCAGAAACACCACCCCAAGAUACCCUAUCCUCACAAUUGGUAUUACAACAACCACCUUUUAUUGGGUGCUUAAUGUGUACCAGGCACAUUAUUUAAUUAAAUACUCACUGCAGCUCUAUGAUGCACACAGUAUCAUCCCUUGUGACAAAUGAGGAAAUGCAGUCCCAGCAAGGAAGACUGACUUACCCAAGGCCAUACAGGAAGUCAGAGGCAGAACCCAUUCAGACCCAGGGCUUCCUGACUCCAGAGCCCAUGCUCUGCCCAAAUGCUACCUUCCACAUUCAACAACAAACAGCCCUGAAGUUGUACAAGUGUAUGACUCUUACUGCAGGCAUAUGGCAGAACUCAAAAAGAUACACUGUGUAUGAUUAAGGUGAAUUAAAAGAACAAGAUGCCUACUCCAGUCAACACUCUUCCAAGGCGUCCCUUCUGGAUUCCCAUUAUGACUACUGAAUAACUUGCCAAGACUGAAGGACAUUACCUCUGACUGCCUUUCUCAGCUAUGUAGGGGUAUAGAAAUUCUGAACCCCACAGAAUCACAUCAGUGCUCUUCUUCCCAGUCUCAGUCACCUAAACUGCCUAAUUUCUCAGUAUCUCCUUGAUUUCUACCAUGUCAUCCCUCCACCUGUUCAGCACCUGACUCAAUUUCACAGCAUGCUGUCCUUUUCUCAACACUUUCCGAGUUCCUCUUGCUCUCUUCCAUCUGAACCCAUUGCUCCUAUAAGAUCCUUGUUUCUUUACCUGUAUAGAUUAGCCCUUGCAGACCACGAUGAGUAUUAUCUGCUAUCAUCUCAGGAAGGUGCACCUCAGGCUCUCGCCUCCAGGUCAUUCCUCCUUUAUGGAGGGUAAUUACACUGGAGUUGGCCAGCACAACCAUUCCUGCUGGCAAAUCCCUCUCUCAUUCACUUGUGGCUCUGUCCUUUUCCCGGCACACUUUCCGAUAGUGUGGGUCUAUUGGAUGUGCAAAAAGAUUUUAUUUGAUUUUGUUGUUCAUAUAGGUGGAUCAAUUAUUUCUUUCACAUCUGGAAGACCAUAAGGGAUGCAUGGGGAGGAAAGAGGAUUGUCUCAUGUCUCCUGGGUUCUCCAGUCUCCUAAAUUCUUUCCCAAGUUCAAGCAAACUUAAAAUAACCCAUACAAAUAACACCCAGUGGUAUUACCCAAUAGGUAACUUUUCCUAAAGUUCUUUUAUCAGUUGCCUUUAUGCAUAUUAGGACCUAUAUGGCUUUGUAUUGGAAAUUCUGAGAAUCACCUCUAUUGAUGGAAUUUAUGCCCCAGAUAGCUCUAGCUUCAUCUUCCCCAGCUGGUAGAGGAUAAUGUGAGGAAGCCUCUACGAUUAUUUCAGAUAUAAGAUCUAAUGAAGGGGCCAGACUGGCCAGAAGAGCAGACUUGGGGACCCAAGAAUAGAUUAUUCCUUUGAAGCUUAGAAUUGACAGGCUUGAAUUCUGAUAUAUUUGAAUCCAAAUGAGUAAGUUUGAUUAAGGAUAGGAUAAUUAUUCUUUCUUCCUAAAAGAAGUGAUGCAGUUUAUG